Nicotiana tabacum (common tobacco) is the source of this 1047-nucleotide messenger RNA. Its product is annotated as 21 kDa protein-like. Gene Ontology annotation, molecular function: enzyme inhibitor activity. NCBI's taxonomy places the organism in Eukaryota, Viridiplantae, Streptophyta, Magnoliopsida, Solanales, Solanaceae. The record is from RefSeq and is a predicted model, not a curated record. Gene Ontology annotation, biological process: negative regulation of catalytic activity.
UCUUACCCACAAGCUCCUUCUAUAAAUUCAGAAACCAACUGCACCCCCCACAUUCAUCAUAACUCGAUCUAACUUUAGUUAUUGAGAGACAAACCAAUUACAGAAGCUUAAUCCUUAGAGAAAUUAAGAGAGAUGGAAGGUGCUUAUUAUAUCCGUUGCCAUAUUCUCAUCGUUUUUCUUAUUUUAGUUGCCUUCACUUCUUCUUCAUUCAUGAAGUCAUCAGUUUCAGCAGCAAGACCAGCCGCCGGAGAUACAAAUACAGAGUUUAUAAGAACAUCAUGCAAGUCAACAACUUAUCCAAACCUCUGUUUCAGCUCAUUGUCAAGCCGUUCAGCUGCUAUUGGAGUUUCCCCUCAACUUCUUGCCCAUGAAUCCCUCACCGUCAGUCUCGAAACUGCCCAAUCAACAUCUGCUAUGAUGCUAAAGCUAGCACACGUCCAAGGAUUGACCCCUAGAGAGGUUGGUGCCAUGCAUGACUGUGUGGAGGAACUAAGUGACACAGUCGAUGAAUUGAGAAAGUCCUUGGGGGAAAUGAAGCAGCUAAGGGGCAAAGAUUUUGACCUUAAAAUGAAUGAUAUUCAAACUUGGGUCAGUGCUGCCUUGACUGAUGAGGAUACAUGCACUGAGGGGUUUGCCGGAAAAGUCAUGAACGGGAAAGUUAAAACUGUUGUAAGGGGAAAGAUUUUGGAAGUUGCACACUUGACAAGUAAUGCUUUGGCUUUGGUCAACAGCGUUGCCGCUCUUCACAGCUAAAGUUACAUGUCAACUAUAUAUAGUGCUACUCUUAUUUUACAAUUAGUGUACUUAAUUCCAGCUUAAUUAGUUGAUUCCUGUAAUACCAAAGACAUAUGCUUUAGAUGAAUUUUUUACAUGAGUGAGGGAGCUAUCAAUCAAAAAUGUGCGCUAAAAGUUAAAAAGUGCCAACAUCAAUGAUUAGGUUUGCACAGUCCUAAUGAGUGAAAGAGAGUAGAGGCUAUUAUAUUAAUUCUCCUUCUGUCACAAUUCACAUGUCAAAAAAACAUAUGUUUAUGGGAUUCAACUAAUAGA